Zeugodacus cucurbitae (melon fly) is the source of this 1077-nucleotide messenger RNA. RefSeq lists its product as uncharacterized. The record is from RefSeq and is a predicted model, not a curated record. The coding region runs from base 198 to 965 and encodes 255 amino acids. Lineage: Eukaryota; Metazoa; Arthropoda; Insecta; Diptera; Tephritidae. The transcript is spliced from 2 exons.
CUUAGGGGCCAACAUAGUUUUGCGAAAUUCGAACGACGAGCAACAACUCGCCGCAUACAGUGAAAAAAUCUACUAUUGCUUGAAAAGUUCCCUACAAACCGCAAACUUGGAGUACUACGCGACAGCAUUAAAGGCAACUAGCGCCGAUCAAAUAGUGAAAUUACGCAAAAGUCGUCGAAGACGCGAAGAGAACCAAUAUGCUAAAACUGGUAAUAACAAUACUUUUGACCGCCGCCUUGCAGCCGGCAAUGUCCCAAAUACCGCACAGUGUCGGUCUGCCAUCCCAACAGGGCUUGGCACGUUUGCUUUUCACCUCGCGAAUUACGGCGCUGAAUCCGCAAGUGUCGGUGGCGUGUUUCACCGACUACAUCGGGCAUUCAAAUUCGAUCAGCGAAGCUUACGGACAGGACUACAAGCAUUGCCUGGUCGAAGCGAGCGAGGAACGCAAACAAAUUGACGGGGUUUCGGCGAAGGAACGUCGAGAAGUUGUGGAAGCUUCCGAGGUGGUAUGCAGUAGUCUACGCGCUUGUAAUGAGCACAACAACACUAUGGAACUGUUCAAUUGUCACACGAAAAUUGGUUCAGAGAACACAAAAGCGACCUACAGCAUAUCGGGUAAUGCCUCCGAACAUGCAACCGUAUUGCAAGAACGCUAUCGUCUAGUCGAUUUGCAUCAUCAGCAGUGUUGUCAACGUGCUGAGCGACGCUAUGUCUCAGAUACAGCUAGUAAUUACAACUAUCUGCAGGGUUGUCUAGAUGGACGGGUCAAGCCAAGACUCGAAUUUUCGUCAACAACAGUACAACCAACGACAAGCUCCACAACAACCACAACGACCACUGAAGCACCAGCACCAUCUCCGCCUCCAUCGACAUUUCCACCACCCACCUACGAAGAACUAACGACCACUGAACAGUCACAAAAUCUACAAAAACAAGUUGAACAGAUUUUAAACUUGUUAAACUGACCACCGGCAAAAUCAAACGAUUUUUCGGUGGUUAAAUAAUACCAAAAAGUAUGUGAAGUGAAUAGAAAUGUAAGAAAUAAAUAAAUAAAGGGAAAAUAAAUUCAAAAAUUAA